AUGAUCUCUGGGCCUUUCCAAACUACCUUCCAACCCAAAUCUGACGAUGCUUACGACAAGUCCUCCAAGACCAAGGAAUCAGACAUCUGCACAUAUUCUGUACCACUCAGUCCGGUCAUGAACCAAGACGAACAACAUCACAAGGCCCCGAACCACAGCCGGCCUCUACUAUACGUCCCCAACACAUUAUGGACGCGAUCGUUCUCCGCAACGGUGAUCACCGAGACGGUCCUGACAGUGGCAAUUGAAAGCUGGAUUCUCAUGAGUCUUUGGGACGACCUCAACGACGACAGCAUAUCAAACGGACGAUUGCGCCUUCAGUCAUUCCUCGGCCUGUACAUUUUUGCGCUUAUAUACGAAUUGGCCCUGUCAUAUGACGCGCUGCGCCGGAGGAACACAAUCCAGCUGGUCGGUCUCUGCAUCUGUAAUCAGGGCCUGUUCGCAUAUGGCAUUCUCCAGAUGACGGAGAUCAAGGAUACGAUCUCCAGCUUGGCUGAUGAAGCCCUCGGCGAGCGUCUGCGGAAAUUGUAUCAGGUCGAGCUCAUUCUUGUCCCGGUGUUUUUGGGCAUCGGGACUAUGUGCAUGGCUUUUUUUACGUGGAAGUUGCGCGCGGAGUUUUCGUGGUCUAUAUACAAGAACAUCAGUGCGGAUUUGCAGAUGAAGCGUCGGUAUUUUACAUAUCAGGUUUAUAUCACUCUCCUGAAAUUCGAUUUCUUCUUCGUAUUCGGAAGUCAACUCCAAAUCCUCCUUGUUGUGUUUCAAGCUCAAAACAUGGAUUUUAUCAUCAAUGCCUGUUUGAUCCCAGUCACGAUAGUGACCCUGGUCCUGUCGGCUCAAUUUUGCAAGCGCGAGAAGACCAAAUCGCUUAUACUGAUGAUGUUCUUUAUGAUUGUUAUAAUUGGAUUCCUUAUCCUCAUCCUCCUUCGAAUUUACAGCGGCGCGGAGAGCACUAAUUUCAACUCUUUCCGGGUGUCCCUAACAUUAUUCGCAGUUUUGUCGUUAUUUUUGAUGGUUUUCACCGUCGCCAACUCCGUGUCGUGUAUCCUUAAUUUCAAUAAAGGAUUGAAGAAUCUCGUCUAUCGCCCUGGAAAGAGGAAAAAGUCAGUCUCGUUGGAGCUCGAAUCGCAAGAGACACCUACGCGGUUCCUGUUGCACUAG
Penicillium roqueforti is the source of this 1158-nucleotide messenger RNA. RefSeq lists its product as uncharacterized. Gene Ontology annotation, cellular component: Golgi apparatus. Bases 1 to 1158 code for a protein of 385 amino acids. The record is from RefSeq and is a predicted model, not a curated record. Lineage: Eukaryota; Fungi; Ascomycota; Eurotiomycetes; Eurotiales; Aspergillaceae. The transcript has 4 exons.